Messenger RNA from Klebsormidium nitens, 1187 nucleotides. NCBI's taxonomy places the organism in Eukaryota, Viridiplantae, Streptophyta, Klebsormidiophyceae, Klebsormidiales, Klebsormidiaceae. The record is from the annotation of a GenBank genome assembly.
GGUUUAUGCUCACUUGCUUACAGGGCAGGGGCGCCACGGCCAUGGUCUGCGAGUUGAAUGUAUGGUAUACAUGAUCCUCCCGCCAGCUCAGGAAGCGACGCUCAGCCGCUUCAAUGAAAGAGCAGCUCAAGGUUAGGCGGGGGCAAUCAAAAGGUUGAAGAACAUUGGGAUCGGGCAUGCGACCCCGGCGCUAUACGUGUGGACUGUUGGUCACAAUGGGAGGGAACACAAUGGCACCUGGUCCCGGGCAGGGAGACAGCGCACACUGGUACUUACUAGGGUUCUCUCUCAAGCCGCUGCAGAAGAUGAUGCGGGACAUGAGCGCGCAGGUUCCAAGGAUCAUACACCAGGCGUUCUUCGCACCAAAAGUUCACAACCUGCAGCAGCUGGAGCCGUGGCUGGAACGCGCCAACGCCAUGCAAGAGUACGCAGCUCAGUGGGGCUAUACUUACAUCCGGUGGGACUUGUCCAGCUCAAACGAGCUUGAGAGGCUUCUGGGGUCUGAGGGAUUUCAGCUGCUGCAGUUGGAGAUCAGCAAAGAGCACCUUGCUUCUGCUGCCAAUCUGGUUCGCUACGUAGUUCUUGAGGAGCACGGAGGUUUCUGGAUAGAUCUGGACUAUAGCCUGCCCAAGGAUCAUACAACGGGAGAACUGAUUGACCUUCUGGACGUGUUUUCUCCUAGUGGGGCUACCUUCGUUCCGGAGGCUUCGUGCAGAAACAUAGAGAAGAGUGCGAUCUUCGUAGAGACGUCGCUCUUUUCGUGCCCUCCCCACCACCCUAUCAUCAGAAGGAUGAUUGCGAGCCAGAUCCAGAAUUUCGAGGUGACAAACGGAGUCGACUUGGCGAAGAGGGGAGGCAGCUUUGUUCAGACGGGCACCAUGCUGUUCAAUAAGGUUCUGUUUGGAAAAUACACUUUGAUUGACAGGCAAACUCUGGACACCAUAAUGAGUCGCUAGACUACGUACGUACCUUUGCCUUGCCACAGUCUCUGAGAUCUUUUGUAACUGAUUGUACAUUUGUUUGUCAAUCUUAGAGGUAGAGAAUGAAUCUUUUUGUGCAUACGGUACCGUAUUCUAGGGAGAACUUUCACUGUCUCGUCCUUACGAGGUCAACAAACCAGACCACAGGACUCGAUCAUGCAAUUGUUUGAAUGGGUGUAGUAGCACUCAUUCAAAAAUCAAGGCCAG